AUGAGAGCUCUGCUGAGCGCUGUCAUCCUAUCGGUAGUACUUUCCCUGCGCAACCAAAGCAAGGUGAAAUGUUAUAAGAUCCAGGGGAGGUUCCGAAGCUGUAAAAGGAGAGCAGCUGUUAGCAUUUCUGAAGAGAGAGAUGAUUCCAAAGGCGAGAUUGCACAGAACAGCAGUUUGGUGAAAAGCAAAAAGAGAUAUUCCUUUACCCCUCUCAAGAGGAACACCAUAAAAGAUAUAAAAAGGAGAAUCAAAUUUAAUGAAAAAAAUGUGAGACCCCAAAAUGGACCAUUCGGUAAAAAAAAAGAUAUACAUAAAUCGCUAAUUGAUGAUAUUAAUAAGGAGAUGCUGAAGGAAAGUAUCAAACUUGUGGGCACAAAUUAUGACCAAGAGGAGAUCGCCACUCAUAAUAUUCUUCCCCUACCUGUGGAGGAUAGAACAUCCGAAUGUUACAACAGCUUGGUGCUCUGUAAAGGCAUGCCAUUUCAUGUGGACACGGCCAAAAUUAGGGAAUUUUUCAACCCAUAUAAACUUUUGGAUAAAUAUAUAAUUUUUAUAAAAGACAAGAAAGGGAAUUUCUUCGGAGAUGUGAUCGUUAGAUUUACCAACAAAGAAGAGAAGCUCUUGGCAUUGAAAAAUAAAAAUUUUAAAUUCCUCAUGCACAGGUAUAUACAGCUGUAUAACAUUAAUGAAGAGCAUUAUGAGGAAUAUUUUAACGUGGGCUAUAAAAACCCCCCUUCUUAUAAAAAUUACAUCCCCAUUAAGAAUGUGAUUCUGUCUAGUGCCCUCGAGGAGGUAGACCCUCUUUCCGAGGGGGUAAGUACCAACAGGGAUAGCUCAUCAGCCGGAGUACAGACCCCUUCCGAUGAAAAGUUCCAGUAUCACUCGUUUUUCUGUGACGAAUUAGAUAACGAUGAAGAGACGAAGGAACUUAGAGAGAGGGUAAACAAGAAAGGCAUUCUUCUGAAGAGUAUAUACACGGGGAAAAAACUCAGAGGGAGAAUAACGUCUGUGCAUCCUUAUGGCGUUUUCGUAGACUGUGAUGUGUACGUUAAGGACAAGAAUGAUAGGUUUGUAAAAAUUUUGGCUCUACUACAUAAGAACAAACUUACCAUAAAUAUAGGACUCCCCUCGGAUCCUUUGCCAGAACAAGAGGAGAAAGAACUGAUACUGCAAAAAAAUAUGAACAUCAUUGUGUACGUAGAUAAAAUUAUAAAACGGGACAUCCACCAUAGUGGAGGUAACCCUAAGGAUGGAAAAAAUAAUUUCAUUUUUUUUAACCUCACCUUUGACUCCUCCAUAACGGAGGAGAAAAUCCGGUGGCUUCAGAGCCUCAAGUUGAGGAGGCAGGCCCUUCAGCAAAAAAUGAAAAUGUGCAAUGAAGGAUAUUGGAGUGUGUCCUCGGAGGGGGGUAAGGCACCCGAAGGGGGGGGGAAGAAUGGCCCACCGGAAGGGGACCCCCCACCCCAAGUGGCGGAAGUAAGCGGAACUGAAGAGAAAGACAAAACGGCAAGGAUAACCUCCCUGAAGGGGGAAAAAAUGGGCAGUGACCAAAAAAUGUUCGACGCGCAUGAUGAAAAUUUCCACAUGCGGAGCGGCAAAACGGAGGGAUUUCCCCCCUCGGAGGAGAACCACAAAUCGAAAUUGAGCAGCAGCGCCGAGAGGAAGAAGACUCCUAACCGGAGGUCCAGCAAGAUCUACCUGAUGAAGGACCCCCGCUCUGAUUAUCAUAACUUUGUGGGGGAGAAAUGGACCCAACCGGGGAGAGCAACAGCAGCGUGUGGCUUGAGCAGCAACGGGGAGGCGGAGCAACCUGAGGGGACCCCGAAAAAUGAGAAAGGAAACCAAAAGAGAAACCAAAAAGGGAGUGCAAUGGGAAAUGCAAAGGGAAGAAAUACUACGAAGAAGAAGAGAAAAAAGAAGCAGUUAGACGACGGUGACGUUUAUGAUGAGGAGGACAAUUUUGAUGAAAUUUUUAAACUCGAAGUGGGCGAUGCGGAGGGAAAGGAGGAGGUGGAAGGGCAGGAGUUGGACGGCCAGGAGUUGGACGGCCAGGAGGAGGUCGACGAAGAGGCAAGCCAGCAGGGCAGUCACAGCGACUUCAAAAAUCAGAGGAGCGAAAAAAAGGUGACCAACCAUUACAACGACGAAAUGAAGGGAAUUCUGGACGACAUUUUUAGGAAGCGGGGAGACGGCGGAAGUGCCGCAAAAGGGGCCUCUACAAAGGGGCGCGCUGAUAAGUGUAAGGAAGGUGCAUCGAGAGAUGCGCGGUUUAUGGGAAGUGGUAGCGCUCCUCAUGGUGAUGAAGCCGCCACGGGGGAGCACACACUCGGAGUGAGCUUCGAAGGAAUAGGUGACAGAUCCAAAUGGAGAAACGACAUCCGAAAAGAGGAGUCCCUAUUUUACUCGAAAAUGUUCGGGCUGAAAACGGACCUAAACGACUUUUACUCGGAUGGCCCACGGGGGAAGGACGCUGAUGGGAAGGAUGCGGAUGACAUGGAGCAGCUCAUGAAGCUCAGCGAAGGUGGAGGCGAGGGGGGGGACCCACCAAGUGACAUCCAGGAGGAGACUUUAAAAUUUGAAGGUUUGGAAAGUUGGUUGGAGAGAGGCAAAGAGGGGGAGAUGGCAGAAGGGGAGGACCCCGAACGGGGGAAAGCACCUGAAAGGGAAGAAGCGGAGGAGGGCCGCGAACCAGGGGAGAGACAUAUCCACGAAGAAACUGCUAACCAGCUAAACUCAAUAAUUAGCGGGAAAGACGGAGAGGCCCUGGAUUUUUCACACCUCGCAGAAAUGCCAGCAGAAGAACUGAAGAGAGAAAUAUACAAAAAAAAUUUUCUUCUCCCCAUAGACGUAUCAACGGAGAGUUUAAAAAAUCGCCUCAUACAAAUAUACAUAUGUGAAAAGAAGAAAAUAAAAUUUGACAACUAUCCGUUUAUAAGGUACUACCUGUUCGACUUCCACGUGCCAGUUGAAGACAUCAAACUGUUCGUUCUGGCCAAUAGAAAGUUUUUAAAUAAAAAAAAUAUAACUUGUACCCUUUUGAAUUCCCUAAAUUUGAACGAACUGAAGUACCUCCUUCAUAAGUCCAUGGAGAAUAUUCGCCUGUGGGAGCCGGAGGAUUACAUAAAGAGGAAACUUCUAAAUUUGAACAGAGACCUCCUGCAAAAGCAGAACAUAAAUCAUGUAGAUGAUGUAGAUGCAAACAAUUUACUCAUACUGUGGAAUGACUUUAAGGACUUUCUCCUAAACUGUGUCUAUGGAAAUGACACCACGAGUGACUCCUGGGCCGCAGCCCUCACAGGUGUGCCAGCCAGCAACUGGGAAAGAACCUCCAGCUGGGAAAGAGCCUCCAACUGGGAACAAACCAAACCAUUCAGCACAAACAAUGCACACACACAAAAAUAUGUAAAGAGAAUGAAAAACAUGGAGAGAGAAAACUUCUUCAUUAGCAAGAAACUACCCGUGGACGAUGUACUUGAAAAGCAAAUAAAUAAAAGCAAAAUGGAACAUGGGGACCCUUUUGAAAAUGCAUUAAGUACGCUAAAUAAAGAGCUUGAGGAGAACGAAGCGGAGCUGCCAGACAAGAUAAGCCUCAAGGAAGCCAUGAAAGUCCUGAACAACAGAACGUACAUGAAGAAGAUUAAGCGAUCUCUCAGUAACGACUCAGAUGAAGGGGCAAGUGAAGAAUACAUUGGCAAAAUUAUUAGCCUAAUUUUGAGGCAUAAGAACUAUUUCAAGGAACAUCUCAGCGAGGCCGCUCUGAGGAAGAAGCCCCACGAGGAGCUAAUUGUCCUCCUUGAUCAGCUGCCCGCCGACCUCAUAGAAGACUUGCUCUGA
This is a messenger RNA of Plasmodium vivax (malaria parasite P. vivax), 3834 nucleotides long. RefSeq lists its product as hypothetical. Lineage: Eukaryota; Apicomplexa; Aconoidasida; Haemosporida; Plasmodiidae. The record is from RefSeq and is a predicted model, not a curated record. The coding region runs from base 1 to 3834 and encodes 1277 amino acids. Gene Ontology annotation, cellular component: ribonucleoprotein complex. The transcript has 2 exons. Gene Ontology annotation, molecular function: nucleic acid binding.